This is a messenger RNA of Ostertagia ostertagi, 450 nucleotides long. Lineage: Eukaryota; Metazoa; Nematoda; Chromadorea; Rhabditida; Trichostrongylidae. The record is from the annotation of a GenBank genome assembly.
AUGCAAAAAGUAAAAAGAAUAAUCAGAUACAUCGUGGUGCAUUGCACAGCAACUCCUCCAACGACAACCGUUGAGUCAAUAAAACGCUAUUGGAAGGAAGUACGCAAAUGGGGAGAUACACCGGGAUACCACUACAUCAUUUUAAGAGACGGAACAAUUGUUCAGUUGCUGGAUGAAAAUAAAAACAGCUAUGGUGUGUACGCUCAUAAUUCGGUGUGUAUCAGUGUUGCUUACAUCGGAGGAAUCGACAAAGACGGUAAACCAAUUGAUAACAGAACUCCUGCACAAAAACACGCCAUGUUCGAUAAGAUUGUCGAGCUGACAGAAAAAUACAAAGGAGCUGAAGUAAAAGGUCACCGUGACUUUGAUGGCGUAAAAAAAGCCUGCCCAUCCUUUGAUGUAAAAAAAUGGCUUGCCGAAUACACACCUGAUAUAGAUAACGCAGCAUAG